Fopius arisanus is the source of this 1139-nucleotide messenger RNA. Its product is annotated as sentrin-specific protease 8-like. The transcript has 3 exons. Gene Ontology annotation, molecular function: deNEDDylase activity; cysteine-type peptidase activity. Bases 77 to 748 code for a protein of 223 amino acids. The record is from RefSeq and is a predicted model, not a curated record. Gene Ontology annotation, biological process: protein deneddylation; proteolysis. NCBI's taxonomy places the organism in Eukaryota, Metazoa, Arthropoda, Insecta, Hymenoptera, Braconidae.
GGCCACCGAUAUGUGGCAGCACUCGAUGUUUUAAUGUUCACUCUGACUCUCUCAGUAAUUUCAAGGCCAGAGAGGAAUGAACACAUCAAUGAUGUCGAGCCAACAGGACAUCGUCCUGAGUUAUCACGACGUCCUCAUCCGCAGGAGUGAUCUGAAAACCCUGGAGGAUCAUUCCUGGCUGAAUGACAUCAUCAUCGGUUUCUACUUCGACCACCUGGAGCGAGAAAAAGCCCAGGAAUUUACUGGAAAAAUUGUUCUCGCCAGUCCUGAAUUAACUCAACUCCUAAAACUCAUGGAGAUCCAGGAUUAUCCAGGCAUUUUGGACUCCAGGAUAACCGAGAAAACGGAUUUUGUGUUUUUCCCAGUGAAUAAUUGUGAUGACAGAGAAGAUCCAGGAGGUGCUCACUGGAGUCUUCUGGUUUAUUCAAGGAGUGAGGCCUCGUGUUUUCAUUUUGACUCCAGCACGGGCUUCAAUCGAACGAUUUCUCAACAAUUCUCCAGGAAAAUCAUGAAAUUCAUGAAUGGUGGACGGGGGAAAGGAUUUGUGGAGGUCAGGUGUCCUCAGCAGGGAAAUUCAUACGACUGUGGAAUUUUUGUUCUCUGUUUCGCUGAGAGAAUUCUCGAAAUUUUGAAAGCAUCCGGACGAGUCGAUGGCUGUGAUUUGAGAGGAAUUGAAACUGAAGCCAAUGGGAUGAGAGAGAAAAUUUUGGAGUUGAUUCGACAUUUGAGUGCAGACGGAGAAAAAUAAACGGAAAUCAAAUGAAGGAUUUGUGAGGAUUCGGGGAAUGACGGAUUUCGGGAAGGAGAAAUAAUUCGAGGUGUUGUUUACAUCCGAAUUCUAGGAAUUGCUACCAGCGCCCCACAAUCCCAACCAUCACAACCGAAUACACUAACCACUUUAUUUUCAUGAUGUUAUUGUCCCUCUCUCAUCAGUCAUGUUCUUGUCGGCGGAGCGUUCACAAGUGCCAGUCAAGUGAAUUUGCAAUAAAUUAUCGAAGACACGACGAGAUUAAAUAAAAAGUGCAAGUGACUGUGACGUGAGUGAACUCUCAAUUGAAUUCCGCAAUUUAUUUUCAACUGGAUUUGUUUGGAUUUCCAACCCCUGGAUUAUCGGCCUCCAGACGUCACGUGAUAAUUGU